AUGCUCUGGCUUCGAUUUGGCCUCGGGAGGCAUCUUGCGUGGGUUAUGCAGGACGACCCGAAGAACAUUGAAAACUUCUUCAAGGCCAUCAUCACCAAUGAGAUCAUGUACACGACGGCUUUGGCUUGUGCGAGAUUAUCACUUGUAGCGUUUUUCUACCAUAUUUUUGGUGUCUCGAGUAUGCGAUAUUUCCUUCAUGGAUUUGUCUUCUUCAUAAUUGCAUGGGCCAUCUCAACGUAUGUUCCUUCAAUCCGGACGUGUUGGCCUAUUUCCAGCUUCUGGGAUGGCACGAACCAGAAUUGCAUCGACCUCUCCAAAUUCUAUGUCGGAGUCGCGAUUGGUGGGAUUAUCACUGACAUUGGUCUGAUGGUCGUUCCGUUGCCCUAUAUCUGGGCUUCGAAGGUGCCCUUGUACCACAAGAUCUUGAUCGCGAUCAUGCUCGUCUUUGAUCCGACUUGGGGAACUGUUGAUUGGAUGAUUUGGACCGGGAUGGGAGUCUACGGGUAUGCACCAUUCGCUCACGUCUCUCACACCUCAAGAUUCUGA
Messenger RNA from Fusarium redolens, 546 nucleotides. RefSeq lists its product as uncharacterized. Lineage: Eukaryota; Fungi; Ascomycota; Sordariomycetes; Hypocreales; Nectriaceae. The record is from RefSeq and is a predicted model, not a curated record. The coding region runs from base 1 to 546 and encodes 181 amino acids. The transcript is spliced from 3 exons.